UUUUCCCCAUUAACAACAUUUAAAAUCUCUUUUCUUGAAAAAAUUUCUAUGUCUCUCUAAAAUCGUUACUCUUAUCUGUUUACUUGUUGUUCCAAAAAUAUUGGAGGUUUGAUACUUUCAACAUUUUCAAGAUUAGCUAAUUCAUAUAUAAAUAUCCUUUCUCUUGUAUAUUAAGUAAUAUAUACAAGUUUCCAUUUCUUGGGUUGUAUAGUUGAUUUAUUUGUUAGUUGAGUGAGAUGGAUGAUGAAUAUGCUAAAUUGAUUAGGAGGUUAAACCCACCAAGAGUUGUUAUUGAUAAUCUUUCUUGUGAAGAUGCUACCGUUAUUCAGGUUGACAGUGUCAACAAGCAUGGAACUCUUCUACAAGUUGUCCAAGUUCUUGCUGACAUAAACCUUACAAUUAAAAAGGCUUAUAUUUCUUCUGACGGCGUAUGGUUUAUGGAUGUUUUCAAUGUGACUGACUGUCAUGGGAACAAGAUCAGAGAUCAAGAAGUCAUCAACUAUAUCCGUAAGACAAUUGAGAGUGACGCCUCACUUUUGCCCCCGAUAAGAGAAUCAGUCGGAGUUAUGCCUUCUGAAGAACACACCUCAAUCGAGCUAACAGGGACCGACAGACCAGGCUUAUUAUCAGAAGUGUGUGCAGUCCUUACUGAUCUUAACUGCAACGUAGUAAAUGCUGAGAUCUGGACCCAUAAUUCUCGAGCUGCAGCUGUCGUACAUGUAACUGAUUACUCUGCAGGCCGUGCAAUCAACGAUCCAAAACGACUCCUUACAAUAAAGAAGCUUCUUUGUUAUGUACUUAAAGGAAAUUGUGACACUGAUCGAACAGCACAUACGAGACUUUCCCCACCCGGAAAUACUCAUAGGGGAAGAAGGCUACACCAAAUUAUGUUUGAUGAUCGAGAUUAUGAAAGAAUGGAAACGGUAGGGAACUCUCGAAGCGAGGAUAAGUAUAAAAAGCCGCAUGUAACAGUAUCCGAUUGUCCUGAGAAGGAUUAUACCGUGAUAGUAAUGAGGUCUAAGGAUCGACCUAAGUUAUUGUUUGAUAUAGUGUGCACUCUUACGGAUAUGCAAUACGUUGUUUUUCAUGGCAUGGUCAUGAGCACCGGAAGGAUGGAAGCAUACCAGGAAUUUUACAUUCGACAUGUUGAUGGGCGUCCCAUAACAUCAGAAGCUGAGCGACAACGUGUUGUGCAAUGCCUUGAAGCAGCGAUCGAAAGGAGAGCAUCAGAGGGGUUAGAGUUAGAAUUGUGCACCGAAGAUAGAGUAGGACUCCUAUCAGAUAUAACUCGUAUAUUCAGGGAAAACGGACUAACCAUCCGAAGAGCCGAGAUAUCUACAAAGAACGGUAAAGCAGUAGACACUUUCUAUGUUACAGACGUGACAGGAAAUCCUGUCGAUCCAGCAACAGUCUAUUCAAUCCAACAACAAAUCGGACAAACCAUUCUACGUAUAAAACACAACUCAUAUCAAUCUCCUAAACCUGGCCAAGAAACUACGACGACAAUGAGUUUCUUCUUCGGGAACUUUUUUAAACGCCCGAAGAACAGGUAUUGUAAGUAAUCUGUAUAGUCUUUGUGCAGAAAAAACCAAUACAAAUCAAGUAGGAAAGUACAUAAUAUGAAGGUAGGAAGGAAAUAAAAGAUUAGAUGUUGUAUAUUGAUGAUAUACAAUCAACCCUUUUCAUAUUUAAUGGGUUGAAGUUAAAAUAUAUGAUUAGCCAAGAUAAA
Amaranthus tricolor (Joseph's coat) is the source of this 1729-nucleotide messenger RNA. RefSeq names its product ACT domain-containing protein ACR6-like. NCBI's taxonomy places the organism in Eukaryota, Viridiplantae, Streptophyta, Magnoliopsida, Caryophyllales, Amaranthaceae. The transcript has 7 exons. The coding region runs from base 237 to 1562 and encodes 441 amino acids. The record is from RefSeq and is a predicted model, not a curated record.